Molecule: messenger RNA, 867 nt
Organism: Desarmillaria tabescens
Lineage: Eukaryota; Fungi; Basidiomycota; Agaricomycetes; Agaricales; Physalacriaceae
Exons: 8
Coding region: 1-867 (288 amino acids)
Source: RefSeq, a predicted model, not a curated record
AUGGAGGAGAGUAUUGGUGCACUGGCCUUGAAUUGUCUGCCUGGUAUAAGCAAGAUGCUGUACAUCCUUUCAAGUUUCGAGAACCGAUCAAUCAAAGAGCAGACAAUUCUUUGGCCUUCUGGUGGUCUCGUCAAUCCGUGCUUGGAAGCUCGAUGUAUAAAGGGAUUCACAACCCUGCUGGGAGUCAUCAUCGAGCAAAGUUCUACUGCAGUUCUAUCGAAGAUGUUCUCUAAGGUUUUGCUCCUCUUACCCACUCUGUUUGGCAUCGUAAAUGCAGGACCCAGGGGCAACACUGGUGAAAAGCAUUUUCUCAUCACUUGCGAUAAUAACUUUUCACUCUUCGUCAAUGGAAGAGAAGUUGGAUCGGGGGCUUGCCUUCAUUUCAAUGCCUCUAACACCACAUCAUCCUACCCCUAUGAUGUAAUAUCCUAUGUUUUCACUGUUGGCUUGGAUCCAGAAGGCCAUAAUGAUGUCGCGAUUGCUGUAAAUAACAUCGGUGGACCAGCUGGACUUAUCGCUACCAUCCUUGUGGACUAUUCAGAUGGUACGACCGAAACCAUCGUUACCGAUACCACAUGGAAGACCUUGAAAGCUGUUCCUCCUGGUGGGUGGACUAGCCCAAGCUACUGUGAUUCGGCAUGGACUGCUGCAGUAUCAGAAGGACCUACGGCAAGCACACCUUUUGGGUCGCCUAUCCUUCCUCCCGCUUUGAACAUGACCAGGGCUCACUGGAUUCGGACGAACAAGAGCAUUUCUAGCGGGAAUGCUCAUCUCAGUCAUAGGCCCUUCCGCAAGACCAUCACGUUGCCCUAUGGGAAAGCCACUGUCUGUGGGAAGGGACCAAUCGUACACCCUAUACGUGAAUGA